Molecule: messenger RNA, 1411 nt
Organism: Megachile rotundata (alfalfa leafcutting bee)
Lineage: Eukaryota; Metazoa; Arthropoda; Insecta; Hymenoptera; Megachilidae
Gene: Rpp30
Product: ribonuclease P protein subunit Rpp30
Biological process (GO): tRNA processing
Cellular component (GO): nucleolar ribonuclease P complex
Molecular function (GO): RNA binding
Source: RefSeq, a predicted model, not a curated record
UUAAUAAAAUAUUUUUUUUUCAUCGUGUUUCAAAUUAUGUUACAAAUAGUCUUCAAAAGAUACCGUCGUAAAGAUGAAUGCGUGUUGCUCUUGGCAACAGAUUUUAUUAGAACCAAUCAGAACUGAUAUGCGCAAGAAGAACGAAAACUCGUCAUUUGAGAGGUUACACUGGUUAGUGAAAUGUGUUAUUGUUAAUAACCUAAAAAAUGUUUGAACAAGUUGAUUAUAACAAGAAUUUAAUGUAAUUAUAAGAAUAGAUUAGUUUCAAUUCAUUUUAAUUUCCAAAUAUACAUAAGAUAUGUUUAUUUUACUUAAAUACAUGUUUAGUAUUUCUUAAAAAUGGAUAUUAGACAAAGUACGGGAUUUUAUGAUCUGUGUGUAAAUGUACAAGGAAAUGAUAUCAAAAAUUUAUGUUGUAUAUUGUCAAAAUUAUAUGAAUAUGGAUACAGAACGGUAGCACUAAAUACUGAUAUAGAUGAAAGUGUUCUUGCAACGGAUAAGAAAAAAAAGAAGAAAAAUGAUGAAGAAGCAUCCCAAAACAUUAUUCCUGAAACACUUGACAUAGAAAGCAUAAGAAAAGAAUUUGAUAAAAAGUUGAAAAUUUUUAGUCGUAUUACAUUUUUUUGUUCAGAUUCUGCAAAAACACAUAUACUGAAUCAUUGCACAGCUUUAAAGAAAUAUGACUUAUAUGCCUUUGCUCCAAAAACACAAACUGCAUUACAAUAUGCAUGCACUCAGUUAAAUACAGAUAUAAUUACAUUAAGAUCAUCUUCUAUAACUUUUAAAUUAAAUAAAAAGUUGUAUGAACAAGCUAUUGAAAGAGGAAUACAUUUUGAAAUUCAAUAUGCAGAUUUGUUAAAUGUGCAAUCCAGGAAGCUUACUAUUCAUUAUUCUCAUCUUUUUCAUACAUAUGGAAAGAGUAAGCAUGUAAUAUUAUCCAGUGGUGCAAGUAAUGUUAAAACAAUCAGAAAUCCAUAUGAUCUAAUAAAUUUAUCAUGUUUACUUGGUUUGAAUGAGGUCAAAGCUAAAGCUUCCAUAUUAUAUCAGUGCAAAAAGCUUCUUUUAAGAGCAGGUAUAUAUAUAAAUUUCCAUGUAAAUAAAUCAGUAAGCAAUUAUAAAUUUUUUCUUUUUUUGCUUUUCAUAGAAAGAAGACGUAGAGGAAAGGCUGUUUUUGUUAUUGAAGAACAGACAAAAACAACUAAUGACACUGAUAAAGAUAGUACAGUGUUUCCAAAACGAUUAAAAUUAUAAUAUUUCAAAAGUAUCUAUUUUUCAUCAUUUUUUAUAUUGUAUCACUUGUAUUACACAUUUAAGCUUUUAUAAAGAUUGUAUGUUCGUGAUAAAUUAAUAGUUUUAACAAUUAUUUUCAUAUUAAAAAUACAUUAGAAAGGAAUAAAUAUUUGUUAAACAU